AUGGCAUCCACAGAGACUGUAUGGUACAAUGUGUACAUAGUCUACUUCACGCAGCCCAGCGGUCCAGCUCACGAAGGGAUUGCGUUGAUUCCAGCACAGCUCGAAGGUCAAGCUGGCGGUCGGUUCUACCAUGUCAAAGGCACCGUUGGUAUGGGAAUGGACUACGAGUGUCGCCCCGGUUACAAUUUUGGUCGCAGCCGAUCGUUCAAGAACAAAGUUUAUCAAUUCCAACUGCCGAAGUCUUAUCUUCCAAACUUUGAGUAUAUCGCAAGCACUCGACCUCCUCCAUACGAUCCCCGUGCGCUCACUGAGAGCGAACCAAACCCUCCAGUCAGGGACUGCGCUGCUUGGGUGGCUGAGGUACUCGAAGAGGUUCGUGCUCUUCUGCGGAGCGGUGGCUUGGCUGCCUAA
Molecule: messenger RNA, 411 nt
Organism: Ascochyta rabiei
Lineage: Eukaryota; Fungi; Ascomycota; Dothideomycetes; Pleosporales; Didymellaceae
Exons: 1
Coding region: 1-411 (136 amino acids)
Source: RefSeq, a predicted model, not a curated record